Molecule: messenger RNA, 4631 nt
Organism: Carcharodon carcharias (great white shark)
Lineage: Eukaryota; Metazoa; Chordata; Chondrichthyes; Lamniformes; Lamnidae
Product: zinc finger protein 271-like
Exons: 4
Coding region: 1301-2152 (283 amino acids)
Biological process (GO): regulation of transcription by RNA polymerase II
Molecular function (GO): RNA polymerase II cis-regulatory region sequence-specific DNA binding; DNA-binding transcription factor activity
Source: RefSeq, a predicted model, not a curated record
GUUCACUUCCUGUAGGAACUGAAAACCAAGUGAGGAGAUGAAGAAUUGCACCGUACUACACCAGGGAAUACAGAGAGGAUAGACACCGCAGAAAUAUCCUGACCAUCACCCAAGGAACAAUUACACAACUGUGGGAAGACAUCCAGUCCCUUCACAGCAUUGCUAAACACAGAGAAGGUUGGGCAGUGAAACCAUCAUCUGGAAAUCGGUCUGGUCAGGGGAGCUUUGACAUAUCAUCAGAUCUGAAACUGGUCAGUGGUGUGGAACUUUCCAUCAGAAGCAACCUUUCUGAAGGUUUGGCUGUGGGUGAUCGGUCAGGGUGAGGCUGGGAAGAAGUGUGAGUGGCUCCAAGUGUGGUGACAGCUUCAAACAUUCAUCGAGCCUCAUGAACCACUGACUCAUUCCUACAGGUGAGAGCCUGUUCAAGUGUGAGGUGUGUGAGGAGGGCUCCACAGGCUCAUAAAAUCUCAACGCACAAGGCAUCUGAAAAAUCCACUGUCAAGACAAGAACAGCCACAUGGAAGAUCAACCAUUCAAGUGUGAGGAAUGCAACAAAUCGUCACACACAUCUCAGUCCGCACACGCCAACACAUUCACACAGUGGAGAACCUAGUCAAGGGUGAGGUGUUUGACAAAGCCAUCACACAGUCAUUGAUCCUCCUGAACUAUCAGACAAUCUAUACAAGACAGUAACCCUUCCAGUGUGAGAUUUGCAAUAAAGUGUUCCAGACAUCUUCGAGCCUCCUGAGACACCAGAGGAAUCACACAGGGGAGAAACCCUUCAGGUGUGAGAGCUGGUUCACUUCCUGUAGGGACUGAAAACCAAGUGAGGAGAUGAAGGAUUGCACCAUACUACACCAGAGAAUACAGAGAGGAUAGACACCGCAGAUAGAUCCUGAUCAUCACCCAAGGAACAAUUACACAACUGUGGAAAGACAUCCAGUCCCUUCACAGCAUUGCUCAACACAGAGAAGGUUGGCCAGUAAAACCAUCAUCUGGAAAUCAGUCGGGUCAGGGGAGCUUUGACAUAUCAUCAAAUCUGAAACUGGUCAGUGGUGUGGAGCCUUCCAUCAGAACCAACCUUUCUGAAGGUUGGGCUGUGGGCAAUCGGUCAGGGUGAGGCUGGGAAGAAGUGUGAGUGACUCCAAGUGUGGUGAGAGCUUCAAUCAUUCAUCGAGUCUCAUGAACCACUGACUCAUUCCUAUAGGAGAGAGGCUGUUCAAGUGUGAGGACUCCACAGGCUUAUAAGAUCUUCUAACGCACAAGGUGCAUCUGUUGUAGAACCAUUAACACAAGCUUCAUGGAAGAGAAACCAUUCAAGUGUGAGGUGUGUGACCGAGCUUUCACACAGUCAUCGACACUCAUGAAUCACAGCCGCAUUCACACUGGGGAACAGCCUUUCAAGUGUAAGGUGUGUAACAAGGGCUUUAGACAGUUAUCAAGCCUCGUGAAUCACCGGCCCAUUCACACAGGGGAAAAACCAUUCACGUGCGAGGUGUGUGACAAGUCAUUCUCGCAGUCCUCAACCCUCCUUGUCCACCAACGCAUUCACACAGGGGAGAAACCAUUCACCUGUGAGGUGUGUAACAAAUCAUUCUCACGGUCAUCACACCUCCGCAGACACCAACACAUCCACACGGGGAAGAGACCAUUCACCUGUGAGGUGUGUAACAAAUCAUUCUCGUUAUCAUCAGACCUCUGCAGACACAAACGCCUUCACACAGGGGAGAAACCAUUCACAUGUGAGGUGUGCGGCAAAUCAUUCUUGUUAUCUUCAGCUCUCCGCGCACACCAACGCCUUCACACAGGGGAGAAACCGUUCAUGUGUGAGGUGUGUAAUAAAUCAUUCUCUGACUCAUCGAACUUCCGGACACACCAACGCACUCACACAGGAGAGAAACUGUUCAAGUGUAAGGCGUGUGACAAAUCAUUCUCUGAUUCAUCAAGACUCCUGCUCCAUCAGAGGAUUCACACAGGGGAGAAACCGUUCAUGUGUGAGGUGUGUGACAAAUCCUUUUCGGUGUCAUCAAGCCUCCGCGCACACCACCGCACUCACACUGGAGAGAAACCAUUCACGUGUGAAGUGUGUGACAGAUCUUUCUCGCAGUCAUGGAGCCUCCUGUUCCAUCAGAGGAACCACACAAGGGAUUAACCCUUCAAGUGUCAGGUUUGUGAUGAAAUUUUUGUCACACAUCUUCGACUCUUCUGGGACACUAGAGGAUACACACAAGAGAGAAACUCUUCAGGUGUGGUAUUUGUGACCCACUCCUUCGAUCUCCCAAAGCACCAGCAGAUUCACGCUAGUGAGAAACCAUUCAGGUGUGAGGUGUGUGACAAGACUUUCACACAGUCAGUGUAUCUCCUGGUCCGUCAAUGCAUUCACACAGGGGAGAAACCCUAUUGGUGUGAAUUCUGUAAUAAAAAUUUCACACAAUUGUUGGACCUCCUGGAACAUCAGCGAACCCACACAGGAACUACCUAACCAAGUUCUUUCCCAAUUUUUUGUCAGAGUGUGAAUGUCUACACAAUCUCACUGCAAUGAGUGUUCAGUGAUAUUGGGGCACAGAAUAAGGAACAGCUUUCACUCACAUCAAACAACUAGUGACAACACCAGUGCUGAGAUAUGAUGAUGUCAUUGAUGAAGUCACCCUGCAGUGAGAUGCCAGUGAAACAGGACUUGGAGCAACCCUCAUGCAGCAAGGACAACCAGUUGUGUUUGUAUCCAGAGCGUUAACACAAACUAAAGGACACAGACUGAGAAAGAGAGCCUGGUUAUUGUGUUUGCUUGUGAGCAUUUUAACCAGUACCUGUUAGGAAGAGAGAAAAUGAUGGUAGUGUCUGACCACAAGCUACUUUAAAGCACUUUUUCAAACUGUUUCUAUCUGCUUCAAAGCAAUUGCAAAGAUCGUUAUUUCAUUUGCAGAGAUAUCAUUUGGAAGUGAAGUGCAGGCAAGGGAAGUAGAUGUACAUCACUGACAUGCUGUUGAGAGCUGCAUUCUCUUUGAAGGAAGUUGAUGGUGUUGGUACAGAGUGUGAAAUCUUCCAGAUUCAACAAGAAGCAACAGCACGACGUGCUCUGGAAGUCAUCAACCCAGCAGAGACACUGAAUCUGACAGACAAGUGUCUUGCUCCGAUCCAGCAAACUACACAAUGAGAUACAACUCUUCAAAUGUUACAGGAAGUUGUGAUGAAAGGACGGCCUGAAACCAUCAAGGACACACCUAUUGCUGUAUGAAUGUAUUGGACAGACAGAGAUGAAGUGAUUGCCCAAGAUGGCAUCUUCUACAAAAGGACUAGGGUCAUUAUCCCUAAAGAGAUGAGAAAAGUCUGAGGAAGGCAAGAGAAGUGCUCUGCUGGUCAAACAUGAGCAAUGAGAUUAAGGACCACAUCAGCCAGUGCAGUGUUUGUAAUGAACAUCAAGCUAAGCAAGGUAAAGAGCUGCUCAUGAUUCAUGACAUACCAUGGAUGAAGCUUGGAGUAGACCUCUUCACUGUCACUGGAACUGAUUACCUCGGCACAGUCGACUACUGUUCAGACGACUGGGAGUUAGACCAGCUGACGUCAACAACUACCAGUGAGACUAGAAUGCCUGAAAGCACACGUCAGUCGUCAUGACAUUCCUGAUAUUGUGAUGAGUGACAAUGGCCCUUGAUUUACGAGCGAAGAAUUCAGACACUUGAUGACCGAUUGGGAAAUUCAGCACCAAACAUCAUCUCCACACUAUCCCCAGUCAAAUGGAAAGACCGAGGCAGCGGUGAAAAUUGCCAAAGGGAUCAUCAAAUAAUUGACUAGAUCCAGUACAGAUGUGUACAAGGCAAUCUUAGAGUGGAGAAACACACCUACUGAAAGCAUGAAAAGUUGCCCAGUCCAGUGACUAAUGUCAUGCAGCACCCAAACCACUCUUCCAACAACUAAAAAACUACUGGGGCCAGAAGUAGUAACAGGGAGUGAGUGACAAAAUCAAAGUGAAACUACAAAUUUCACUUUGAUAAAGCUGCCCAAAUCAUUGCCAGAGCUGAGAGUUGGAGAGCCAGUCAGAGUGAAAACAUUCAAGGCACUCAACAAAAGUCAGCUCAUUGGCAACUUGGGUCCUGUGUGGAGAAGUUGUCACCUCGAUCAUACACGGCGAAAGUGAACGACUAGAUCUAUUGUCACAUCCGUAGACAUCUAUGUGCAACUGGAGAAGCUGCUCCUUCACAGCAGACAGCUGAUGAGGCAGAUCUGAUUUCACCAACUGAGCAAGGAACUGAACGACCAUCAGUCCCAGAGGUCAACCGUUCCCCAACAAAUACAGCUGAUCAGCAGCAACAAUUACCACAGCAACAACACUCGCCACGGCAACAACAUUCCCCAGAGAGACAUCACCUCAGGAACCAGCAGACACCGGAUGAACAGCCAACAACAACUCACACACGUACCAUAAGAAGACCUGAACACUUUAAAGAUUGUGUGUGCAAUGUGUGUGUAGGGAGAGACAAAACUGGAACAGACUAGAAAGAACAAACAGUUUUGUGUUCAUGUGUGAUAAUUUUCUUUACAGAUUAUACAUAUGCAGUAAGUUGUAAACAAUAGUGUAAUGUUUUUUCUAUUUAUGAACAGAGGGAUAUUUGAAUAAAGCCCUUUAUACACUC